GAGAGGUUCCGAUCGCCACUUCCGGUCAUUUUGUAAACACAUGAAAGAAUGAAAAUUUGGACCAAAUGAUGUUAAAAAUGUAGAUGAAUUGAUAAAAAAACGAGAAGAAAAUAGAAUUUAUGGUAUGAGAUCAGAGGAAAAAUGUAGCAUUGAAGAAUUGAAGACAUUUAGCCAAUGGCAGUGGCUAAUCCACCUGGUUUAGAUUUAGACCAUUCCUGUUGGCCAGAAAAUACAGAAGGCCUUACACUAGACUUUGGGCCAUUUGAAACUGUACACAGAUGGACACGUAUGCCAGAAUGUGAUGAAUUUGUGGGAGCCAGGAGAAGUAAGCAUACAGUAGUAGCUUAUAAAGAUGCCAUCUAUGUAUUUGGAGGAGACAAUGGACAUACCAUGCUCAAUGAUCUCCUGAUCUUCAACAUCAAAGACAAAUCAUGGGGAAGGGCAUUUACAACAGGAUCCCCACCAGCACAAAGAUAUCAUCAUUCUGCUGUAGUUCACGAAGGAAGCAUGUUUGUAUUUGGUGGUUACACGGGAGAUAUACAUUCAAAUUCUAACCUGACCAAUAAGAAUGAUUUGUUUGAGUACAACUUUGAUAAAUGUCAGUGGUUAGAAUGGAGGUUUGAAGGAAGGAAACCAGUUGCUAGAGCUGCCCAUGGAGCUGCUGUAUAUGGAUGUAAGCUGUGGAUAUUUGCAGGGUAUGAUGGGAAUGCUAGACUGAAUGACAUGUGGACUGUAUCCCUAUCUGAAACUCCUUUUUGGGAAAAAGUAAACCAGAAAGGACAUAUACCACCGACCUGUUGUAACUUUGCUUUAGCUGUUGCUAGGGAUUCCAUGUUUGUGUUCUCUGGACAGAGUGGUGCUAAAAUUACUAAUAAUCUAUUCCAAUUUAGAUUUAAUCAAAAUGAAUGGACAAGAAUCUCAACAGAGCACAUAUUACAUGGUGCCCCACCCCCACCUGAGAAGAGAUAUGGCCACACAGUAGUGGCCUUUGACAGAAAUCUGUAUGUUUUUGGUGGUGCUACAGGGCAGACACUUCCUAAUGAUUUACAUUGUUUUGAUUUAGAUUCUCAGACUUGGUCUGUUAUUUACCCAUCCUCUAAUAGUCAGGUUCCUACUGGUCGACUGUUCCAUGCUGCCUCAGUUGUUGGUGAUGCCAUGUAUAUAUUUGGUGGUACAGUAGAUAACAUUGUCAGAAGUGGAGAGAUGUAUAGGUUUCAAUUUUCUAGAUAUCCCAAAUGCACAUUGCAUGAAGAUUAUGGAAAGUUGUUGAAGAAUCAACAGUUUUGUGACCUAAUAUUCAUGGUUGGCAAGGACAAUGUUGAGAUCAAAGCCCAUAUUUCUGUGGUAGCAGCCAGGUCAUCAUGGCUAGAGGAAAAAAUCAGAAAUGCCAAGGAACAGAGAAGUCAAGAAGACAUUCUGUCAACCGAGCCAAUAACAAUCUACCUCCCCGAUGCUGAUCAUAUAGCUUUACAGAUGGUCCUGUCUUAUAUAUAUACUGAUAGAAUACUCCCUACCCAAGAUGGCCAAGAACACAAUAGUAAUGAAGUGAUAUUAAUGAUGAUGGAUGUGUAUAGAUUAUCUAUUAAGUUUCAAAUGGGCAGAUUAGAACAACUUUGUAUACAGUAUUUAGAAUCUUGUAUCAACCAUAAAAAUGUCUUAGUUGCUCUCCAUAAUGCUGCAAAACUAAGUCUGGACUCAAUAAAGGAAUACUGUUUGAAGUUUAUAGUAAAGGAGAGUAAUUGUAACCAGAUUGUAAAUAGUAUGGAGUUUGAAUCUCUAGAUAAACCUCUGAUGGUAGAAAUUAUCAGGAGAAAGUUGUCUCCCCCUCAUUCUGUCAGAAUAUUACCAGAACCACUGCAGGACCAAGUAAUGGCGCGAUCACUUGAGAAGGACUUGGAGACAUUUCUCCACUCAGCAGGGAGAGAUUUGUGUGAUGUGACAUUAGUAUUAGAUGGUGUAGAGAUACCAGCACACAAAGCUAUCCUAUCUGCUAGAUGUAGCUACUUUGAAGCAUUAUUCAGAUGGUCCAUGCCAGAGAAUAAUAAAGUUACUAUUGCUAUUGGAGAAAUGAUACCCUCUAGACAGGCAUUUGACAGUUUAUUACGGUACAUAUAUUAUAGUGAUACAACAAUGCCACCAGAAGAUUCCCUGUAUCUGUUCCCGGCACCACAUUUCUAUGGCUUUACUAAUAACAGACUACAGGCUUACUGUAAACAUAAUUUGGAAAAGAAUGUAUCUGUACAGAAUGUUGUUCAGAUUUUAGAAGCUGCUGAUAAGAUCCAGGCUUUAGAUAUGAAGAAGCAUGCACUUAGAAUAAUGGUUCAUAAUUUUCAGAAUGUUGCUCAUUUACCAGAGUUAAACAGACUAAACAAAGAUCUUUUAUUGGAAAUAAUCAAGGCAAAGGCAGAUGAUGAAGGUGAAAUAAAUCUGUCCAAAGAUUGGUCGCUGUCAAAUAUUAGUGAUAUUUGAAUUGUACUGUGAAAAAGUUUAAGUUUGUGAAUACAAAAUACAAUUACAAACAUCAUGAUACAAUUUAUUUAUUUUAUUUUGUGUAUAACAAAUAUAAAUGUCUUUACAGCAUUUACCUGUAUUCUCAUUAUUUGAGCAUAAUGAAUCAUUAUUUGGGUCUCAUUGGGGUCUAAGCCUGACGUGGGAUUGUCAAUUUUUCGUAAGCGUGAAACGUGACAGCCAAAUUAUUGUGUCGUGAAAACGGGAAAUGAGGUCUAGCGGGACCCGGGAAAUGACAAAAAAAAUUAUAAUUGCUUACGUACAUAGUGUAAGCCGGAUACAGUAUUCUGACAAAACAAUUAGCGGGAUCCAGGAUCGAAACCCCCCAUGAGACCCCCCAUUAACUAUGAUUGAUGUGCCAGUAUGCUUUUGACAGUGAACUAGGUUGAACUACUGUCUAAUAUUUUGGUUCAUAAAUAAUAUAAUGAUUUUUGUCAAUCAAAAUUGAUAUCUAGAGUUAUUAUUAGUUAAUUCUAGAUAGUGCUAUUGUCAGUCUUUCAUUACAUGUUGUUGAAUAGAUUUUAUAAUAUAAGAAUGUUAAGAGUAUGUUUGAAUUUGCUGUGAAAUAUUAUGAUCAUGAAAUAAAUCCAUUUUUUAUGACCCACCUACUAUAGCAGAGGGACAUUAUGUUUUCUGGUCUGUGCGGCCGUUCGUCCGUUCUUUUAUCCUUCCGUCUGUCCUGCUUCAAAGUUAAAGUUUUUGGUCAAGGUAGUUUUUGAUGAAGUUGAAGUCAAAUCGACUUCAAACUUAGUACAAAUGUUCCCUAUGAUAUGAUUUUUCUAAUUUUAAUGCCAAAUUAGAGUUUUUACCCCAAUGUCAAGGUCCACUGAACAUAGAAAAUGAUAGUGGGGUUGGGACAUUCGUGUACUUGGGACACAUUCUUGUUUUGCAUGAUAAUUUAUUUCUCUUAUGUUAGUAUGUGAGUUAAAACCCUGCUCACAAGGUGUAUAACCCACUAUUAAAUCUAAAUUGACUAGAUUUUAGAAUAUAAGAAUGUUAAGAUUACGUUUGUAUUUGCUGUGAAAUAUAAUAUAAUGAUCAUGAAAUAAAUCCAUUUUUUGCAUGAUAAUUAAUUUCACUUCUGUUAGGUUGUGUAUAACCCACUAAUCUGAAUUGACUAGAUUUUAGUUUUAAUGCCAUGUUUAGGGGUUUUCUCCAGGUACUCAAGCUUCUGCAACUAAAAUGAUGGAAAUCUAAUAAAGUCUGAAAAAUAAUUAACUAUUCCUGGGUUCAGAUGCAUUGUAAGUGUAAAUCUUGAUUAUAAACAAAAAUAAAGGUCCAAUCCAGAGGUCAACAAAAAAAGUCAAUCAACAUAGUUUUGACAAUUGCAAUUAUUUUUUGGAUCCUGAAAAAUAAUUAAAUAUUUCUGGGUCCAGAUGCAUUGUAAGUGUAAAUCUUGAUUAUAAAAAAAAAAGAAGAGGUCUAGUUGCCCUUCAGUUUAAGAGUUACACUUAGUACAAAGCAAGUAUUCUUGUUUUUACCAGAAUCCAUGGUAUAGGGUAAAUACCCAUUAGUCCAAAUAGGGAAAAUAUAGCUAGACAGAACAAUAGCAAUAAAUCAGCUCCUAUAUCAUGCAUUGUCAUUGAUCAUGUUGAUUAAUGUGUUUUUUGGUCCUUGAUUGUGCAUUUUUCCAUCCUCAUUUUCUGCAAAUUCUUUCGUAGUUAUUCUAUAAUCAUUUUACAAUUUUAGAAUAAAUGUUUUAUAUAGUCAUACAAAUCAUGUUAUUGUCAUGUGACAGACGAAUCAUGUUAUUGUCAUGUGACAGAUGAUUCAUGUUAUUGUCAUGUGACAGAUGACUCAUGUUAUUGUCAUGUGACAGACGAAUCAUGUUAUUGCCAAAAAAAGUUUAGAAAUAUUGUUAUACUGCUUUGUUAAUGUUACCAGUAGAUAUUUGCAUGUAUAAAAAGUGUAGAAUUUCAUUGUUAAUUUCGAGAUGCAAUAAAGAGUAAAAUUACGUCUUAAAA
This is a messenger RNA of Mytilus trossulus (common blue mussel), 4472 nucleotides long. Its product is annotated as leucine-zipper-like transcriptional regulator 1. Gene Ontology annotation, molecular function: protein binding. The transcript is spliced from 22 exons. The coding region runs from base 175 to 2469 and encodes 764 amino acids. NCBI's taxonomy places the organism in Eukaryota, Metazoa, Mollusca, Bivalvia, Mytilida, Mytilidae. Gene Ontology annotation, cellular component: Golgi apparatus. The record is from RefSeq and is a predicted model, not a curated record.